AUGAUGUUGACCCACUUUACCGUGGUCUUCAAUCCCAUGCAUUCCUUGAAGCUAGAUGACACCGUAGGUAACAAUUCUGAUCCUCAUCAAGAAAGUAUGGGAGAAUGUCCUCUUCUACGGUUUGACACCAAUGGUGGUGUCAACACAACCUACACCAGGUGUUCUAGUGUAACUCAUUCUUUUGUCUGUGAAACUCAUGCAGCAUUCCACAACGAAAGAACCAACAACAUCAACAACUACACAGCAACACACUACAACACAACACAAGAACUACCAACAACAACAACAACAACAACAACUACACGACAGGACAUUACAACACAAGAACUUUCAACAUAUACACAACAUACAAUAGCACAAGAACCAGCAACAGCUACAGUAACUCAGAAACAUACAACAUUGGACUUAAUGUCGAAUCCAACAGCAGUAGCCUGCUACCAAACCACAUCAAUUCAACAAGAAAAAGCAGAUGCUACAACAACUUUGCCAGACGAAAACAAGUCCGUAACGAAGAUCGAAUCAAAGAGGCCACCGGAUCAUAUAUCAGUGACAACUCCUCAAAAAUUAAGUACGUCAUCCUUCCCACCUCCUGCUACUUCCUCCAACCGUCCGCCAUUGUACAGUAUGUUGUUGUCAUCGUCUACCGCGCGUCUUAACACUAUCAUCACAGCCACCAAGGUGGAGGUCACCACACAGACCAGUCAUAAUAUUGUCAACAUUGCUGUCAAUGUAAACACUUUUCCGAUGGCGGCCGUAGGAGGAAUUGUGGGUACCUUGGCUGUUUUAGUGGUGGUCGUUGUGAUCUUUUUUAUGGUGAAGAAAACAAGGAAUAUCAACAGAGAAAAUGGACCAAAUAUUCAAGCCGCAUCUAAUACUGGAGAUGUUCCCCAAAACCAUUCAGAGAAUAACAGUGAAGCAGGGGCCAUGUUCCGGAAUCCGACAUUUACUGCAGGAGAAGGUUUUGUGUCUUCAGAUGGUUAUGAUACUUUUGAAAUGCUAUCUGGUGAUGGUUACGAAGUUUUGGAAAUGCGAACUGGUGAUGACAUGUCACCAACAUCAUAUCUUACAUGUGGAAAAUAUGUUUAUCAACAACAAUCUCCAGUUUGA
Messenger RNA from Pecten maximus, 1107 nucleotides. RefSeq lists its product as uncharacterized. The coding region runs from base 1 to 1107 and encodes 368 amino acids. NCBI's taxonomy places the organism in Eukaryota, Metazoa, Mollusca, Bivalvia, Pectinida, Pectinidae. The record is from RefSeq and is a predicted model, not a curated record. The transcript is spliced from 6 exons.